GCAGUGCUCGCCCGCCGCCGCCGCGUCACUCGGCGCGCGCGGCGGCGGCGGCGGCGAAGGGCGGGAGGAGGGGCGCGGCGCGAGCCCGCCGCGGCCGGCGGGAGGCAGAGAGCUGCUAACGCCACCAGGAUUUGGUGAUGGAGGCUUUGCUGGAAGGAAUGCAAAGACAAGGGCAGGGGAGUGGGUUCUUGACUUCGUGUGAGGCUGAGCUGCAGGAGCUGAUGAAGCAGAUCGACAUCAUGGUGGCUCACAAGAAAUCUGAGUGGGAAGGACAGACGCAGGCCUUGGAGGCUUGCUUGGAUGUUCGAGAGCAGGAACUUUCCUCUGCCAGGGCUGCUUUGGAAGAAAAAUACAAGGAGGUUGGCAUGUUGCGUCAGCAGUUAGAAGACACGGAAAGAGUCAAACAGGACAUGGUUAGAGAAUAUGAACAGCAGCUGAAGAAAUUUCAAGAAGAGUUGGCCAGGCUGAGGAGAAGCUAUGAGAAGCUGCAGAAGAAACAGCUGAAAGAAGCUAGAGAACAAGGUGCCAAGAGAGAAGAGGAGGACCGGUUUGAAAUGAGCCGACUGACCAGGAAGCUGGAGGAGUUUCGUCAAAAAUCACUUGACUGGGAGAAGCAGCGCUUGCUUUACCAGCAGCAGGUGGCAUCACUGGAAGCGCAGAGGAAGGCUUUGGCUGAGCAGUCUGAGCUCAUUCAGCAGACUCAGCUUGCCAGUCGGAAGCAGAUGCUGGAGUCGGUGGAGCUGGCUAGCCGAUCGGAAAUCCAGCACUUAACCAGCAAGCUGGAGAGGGCCAAUGAUGCUAUCUGUGCCAAUGAGUUGGAGGUGGAGAGACUUAACAUGAGAGUGGACGAUCUAACCGAAAACAAUCGGAUGAUUCUGGAAGAUCAGCAAAGAGUUCAAGAAGAAUUAAGGCAAUCCAAGAAAAUGUUAGAGGUAUUACAGGAUGAGAAGAUGGAGCUUAGAGCCACCUUGCAGUCUCAAGAUGAUUUCAUUGAUAGCUCUAAGCUGCAUCAGGAACAGUUACAGAAGGAGCUGGUCAGGCUGACUGAAACUCUUCACACAAAAGAAUUCCUCAUCAGGGCCUUGGAAGAACGCUUGCAGGAGAAACAGCUCUCUUCUCCAGGGCUGGAGCAUCUACUCCUGCAGUUGGAUGUUGCCCAGAAGAAGGAACAGCACUUACAGUCAGAGGUGACUCAUCUUGAGAACAGCCUGGUGUCUUCAAAUGCAAGGUGUGUACAGCUGAGCGAAGAGCUGGCUGAGAAUAUCAAAGAGCUGCAGUCAGUGGAAGAACACCAUAGUGACUCAAAGGCAGAGAUUAAAAAGCUGAAAGAACAGCUCUUUCGAGCUGAACAAACUCACAAUAGUGAGCUAGAAGGGAUGAAAAAGGAAAUCUCCAAGUUAAUGCAGGAGCUGCACCAGCGGGACAUUACACUUGCAUCAAAAAGUGGCUCCACGUCAGACCUAGAACACCGGCUGAGAACAGAGAUUGAAAGAGCAGAGAGGAAAGCAGUGGAGCACAGGGUAAUUCUGGUUCAGCUGGAAACCCUGAGGCUGGAAAACCGUCACCUCUCAGAGAUGCUGGAGAAAAUGGAGUUUGGUAUGGUGGAGGGAAAAGAUGUCAGCCUAAGAGCUCUCAGAGAAGGCUAUGCUGUUGAACUAAAUAAAUUAAAAUCUGAGAACCAGCAAUUGCAGAAGGAUCUAGCAGAGGCUAGAGCAAAACUGCAGCUCUCUACUCAGGCCUGCCAGGAUGAACCUGAGAUCAUUGCUCAGCAGAUACAAAGUGAAGAGCCUGAGACCAGGGCUGUACAGUACAGGAGAGCUCGGGAAGUGCAUGAGGAACAAACAGAGAAAACGCAUCACAAGCCUGACAGGACUAUCCAGCAUCAUCAAGGGGAGCCCCAGAGAUGGAAAAUCCAGGCUUUGCCUGCUGAAAUGGGUGCUGUGACCUCCGAGACUGGUGAAUCACCAGCCCAGAUCAGCCGGAAGAACUGUGUGGAAUCUCUUGGUUCUGGUGCCCUGCUGGAAGCAGAUUCUUUGCUCCUUGUGCUGGACGGAAACACAGGUUUCACUGAUGAAACAUCUAGGCAGUCUGUCUCAAAUCUUCAGAGAGAAUCUAUGCCUUUGUGCCCCAUGCCUACAGCUUCAGUUGGAUCGAUAGCUGCAAGAUAUCUGGAAGAGGAAGAACUGAGAUCCCAGCACAUCCUGAAACGCCUAGAUACUCACAUUGAGGAACUGAAGAAAGAGAGUGAAAAGACAGUGAAACAGUUUGGACACCAGGAGUAAUGUUUUUUUUUUCCAGAGUCAUUGAAUUUGAACGUUGGUUUACUUAAAUGUCUUAAAAGUGUGAGGGGAAAGGUACCCAUGAACCGGCUGCCCUUGGAGCUUGAGUGAGAGACCUUACCUCCCACUUUGAGCUGAACCAGCAGGCUGGGUGUCGAGGAAAGGAGACUCCUCUCUAACUUGUUUGAUCUGAUGGAGAUUAUUACACUAGUGGAACUGCACCUCCACCUUAAACCUUUAAUUGAGUUGUUGUGGGUCAGAGAGUUGCGUCAGAGAAGUGUGUUUGUACAGUGACUCACAAAGAGAUUGUGGUAUUUUUAGAAGCAAACCAUUUGCUAAUUUUAAUGUAUUUAAAGUUUAUUUUAUACAUGUAAAAGCAUUGAAAUAAAACAGAAGGGGAAAAGACCCCUUUGCUUUUUCCUACAAAGAUAAA
Dromaius novaehollandiae (emu) is the source of this 2712-nucleotide messenger RNA. It is a transcript of the gene CEP63, whose product is annotated as centrosomal protein 63. Lineage: Eukaryota; Metazoa; Chordata; Aves; Casuariiformes; Dromaiidae. The record is from RefSeq and is a predicted model, not a curated record. Gene Ontology annotation, biological process: de novo centriole assembly involved in multi-ciliated epithelial cell differentiation; centriole replication. Gene Ontology annotation, cellular component: centriole. The coding region runs from base 138 to 2282 and encodes 714 amino acids. The transcript has 15 exons.